CACUUCCAUUUCCUCGCGCCAAAGCCCCUCUCCUUCAGAGUUUCGAUUUUCAUUUCUGAUAAUUAUUUAGUAAUAACAAAUAUGUAAUUCAUUUCUAAUAAAUUUUUAUCAAAUGUACAGAAAGAAAAAUCCUCUCAGGGGUUGAUUUGAUUUAGGAAUCGAGGGUUCUUGAAAAAAAUAAUUAGGGUUUUGUGGGUUCUUGUUUUAAGAGAUGGACAAGAGAAAACUGGGUGUUCCUUUAGUUUGCCAUGGACAUUCACGUCCUGUUGUGGAUUUGUUCUAUAGUCCAGUGACUCCAGAUGGUUUCUUUCUCAUUAGUGCAAGCAAAGAUUCUAGUCCUAUGCUGAGAAAUGGAGAGACUGGUGAUUGGAUUGGAACCUUUGAAGGUCAUAAAGGUGCAGUUUGGAGUUGUUGUUUGGAUACAAAUGCUUUACGCGCUGCAUCCGGUUCGGCUGAUUUCACUGCGAGAAUAUGGGAUGCUUUGACUGGUGAUGAACUGCAUUCGUUUGAACACAAGCAUAUUGUUCGGGCAUGUGCCUUCUCUGAGAAUGCACACCGUCUUUUGACCGGAGGAAUCGAGAAAGUGCUUCGUAUUUUCGAUUUGAAUCGUCCAGAUGCAACUCCAAGAGAAGUUGAAAAGUCUCCUGGUUCAAUUAGAACUGCGCAAUGGCUUCAUAGUGAUCAAACAAUAUUGAGUUCAUGCACUGAUAUUGGGGGUGUGAGAUUGUGGGAUGUUAGAAGCGGGAAGAUUGUUCAAACUCUUGAAACCGAGUCAUCUGUCACUAGUGCUGAAGUGAGCCAGGAUGGUCGUUAUAUCACAACUGCUGAUGGUUCUAGUGUGAAGUUUUGGGAUGCGAACCAUUUUGGAUUGGUAAGGAGCUUCAAUAUGCCCUGUGUUGUGGAAUCGGCUUCUUUGGAACCCAAACUUGGUAACAAAUUCAUUGCUGGGGGAGGAGACAUGUGGAUUCGAUUGUUCGAUUUCCAUACUGGUGAAGAGAUUGCUUGCAAUAAAGGACAUCACGGACCUGCACAUUGUGUUCGAUUCUCACCUGGAGGGGAGUCUUAUGCAUCAGGAUCCGAAGAUGGUACCAUCAGAAUUUGGCAGACAACGUAUCACGAAGACAAUGAUUCAUCUUCAACUAAUGGGUUGAUCACAGGCAACGGGAAAGUGAAGGUGACGGUAGACGAGGUAUCUCGCAAAAUCGAGGGUUUUCACGUUUCCAAAGAUUUAACUGCAUCUGAAGAGAAGAAAGACGAUAUCACUGUGGCAUGACCCUUGAAAAGCACUUCUUUCUAGGUUCAAAGCUAAUGCCUAUGUUUUUUUCCCUCGUUGGUGAGAAUUAUCAGAUUUUGGUAGUUACAGGAACCAAGUUCUUAUUCUGUUUUGUUUUCCUCCUGACAUCUAAUGUUUCAUGGCACUAAGAAUGUUUUCAUAUAACAUCCUUCAUGUGUACUUUUGAAUGCUUUUGCAAAUGUAAAACUUUGGGACA
Molecule: messenger RNA, 1490 nt
Organism: Papaver somniferum (opium poppy)
Lineage: Eukaryota; Viridiplantae; Streptophyta; Magnoliopsida; Ranunculales; Papaveraceae
Product: serine-threonine kinase receptor-associated protein-like
Exons: 7
Coding region: 212-1273 (353 amino acids)
Biological process (GO): spliceosomal snRNP assembly
Cellular component (GO): SMN complex
Molecular function (GO): protein binding; RNA binding
Source: RefSeq, a predicted model, not a curated record